Messenger RNA from Tupaia belangeri chinensis (Chinese tree shrew), 3385 nucleotides. RefSeq names its product cap methyltransferase 2 (gene CMTR2). Gene Ontology annotation, molecular function: methyltransferase cap1 activity. Lineage: Eukaryota; Metazoa; Chordata; Mammalia; Scandentia; Tupaiidae. The record is from RefSeq and is a predicted model, not a curated record. Gene Ontology annotation, cellular component: nucleus; cytoplasm. The transcript is spliced from 2 exons. Gene Ontology annotation, biological process: methylation; 7-methylguanosine mRNA capping. Bases 222 to 2528 code for a protein of 768 amino acids.
CGAGGGCGGGUCCGGGCCACCUUUCCGGCCUCCAGGCUUGCCACCUCCGAUCCUGCACCUGGGUUCCUCGGGACCCAAAGGAGCGACCACUCCGGGAAGCAGUCCUGGGAGCGGAAGUGGAGAGCAUGGGCCCUUCGAGGGAGGAGAGCGAGUGAAGCGCAUCCUCUUGAGACCGUGGGGGCCCAGGUGGGCGUGAGCGAAGAUUGUUAUUUGAUUUGAAAAUGAGUAAGUGCAGAAAACCUCCAGUUCAGCAGAUAGCAAGCCCUGAGACAUUCAGCCCAGAUGUUCUUGCUGACAUUCAUGAACUCUUUGCCAAGAACUUUUCUUAUGGCAAGCCACUUAAUAACGAAUGGCAAUUACCAGAUCCUAGUAAGAUUUUCACCUGUGAACACACAGAAUUUAAUGCAUUUCUUGAUUUGAAGAACUCCCUAAAUGAAGUAAAAAACCUACUGAGUGAUAAGAAACUGGAUGAGUGGCAUGAGCACACUGCUUUCACUAAUAAAGCAGGAAAAAUAAUUUCUCAUGUGAGAAAAUCUGUGAAUGCUGAACUUUGUACUCAGGCAUGGUGUAAGUUCCAUGAGAUUUUGUGCAGCUUUCCACUUAUUCCACAGGAAGCUUUUCAGAAUGGAAAACUGAAUUCUCUGCACCUUUGCGAAGCUCCUGGAGCUUUUAUAGCUAGUCUCAACCACUACUUAAAAUCCCAUCAGUUCCCCUGUGAUUGGAGCUGGGUAGCUAAUACCCUGAAUCCGUAUCAUGAAGCAAAUGAUAAUCUUAUGAUGAUUAUGGAUGACCGGCUUAUUGCAAAUACCUUGGAUUGGUGGUACUUUGGUCCAGAUAACACUGGUGAUAUCAUGACCUUGAAAUACCUGACUGGACUUCAGAAUUUCCUGAGUUGCAUGGCUACCGUUCACUUGAUCACUGCAGAUGGAAGUUUUGAUUGCCAAGGAAACCCAGGUGAACAAGAAGCUUUAGUCUCUUCUUUGCAUUACUGUGAAGUUGUCACUGCUCUAACCACUCUUGGAAACGGUGGCUCUUUUGUCCUGAAGAUGUUUACUCUCUUUGAACACUGCUCCAUAAACCUGAUGUACCUGCUAAACUGUUCCUUUGACCAAGUCCAUGUUUUCAAACCCGCUACUAGCAAAGCAGGAAAUUCGGAAGUGUAUGUGGUAUGUCUCUGCUAUAAGGGAAGAGAGGCCAUUCAACCUCAUUUAUCUAAGAUGGUGCUGAACUUCGGGACUGAAAUGACCACAAAAGCCCUCUUUCCCCAUCAUGUGAUUCCAGAAUCUUUUCUGAAAAGACAUGAAGAAUGUUGUGCAUUUUUCCAUAAAUACCAGCUAGAGACUAUUUCUGAGAACAUUCGUCUGUUUGAAUUCAUGGAAAAUGGGGAGCAAGCAAAGCUAAAUAACUUAAGGGAUUGUGCGGUACAAUAUUUCAUGCAAAAAUUUCAAUUGAAACCUCUUUCCGGAAAUAAUUGGCUAGUAAAAAAAUCUAAUACUGGUUGUAGUACAAAUACAAAAUGGUUUGGGCAGAGGAAAAAAUAUUUUAAAACCUAUAAUGAAAGGAAGAUACUGGAGUCCCUUUCAUGGAAAGAUAAAGUGGCCAAAGGGUACUUCAAUAGUUGGGCAGAAGAACAUGCUGUGUAUCAUGCUGGGCAAAGUUCUCUUUUAGAAGGGACAUCUUCCAAUCUUGAGUGUCACUCAUGGCAUAUUUUAGAGGGAAAUAAACUGCCAAAGGUAAAGUGUUCCUCUUUCUGCGAUGGUGAAAUUUUAAAGACUCUUAAUGAAGCAAUUGAAAAGUCAUUAGGAGGAGCUUUGAAUUUGGAUUCCAAGUUUAGGCCAAAACAGCAACAUUAUUGUUCCUGUCACGUUUUUUCUGAAGAGCUGAUAUUUUCUGAGUUGUUUGGCCUUACCAAGUGCCUUCAGGAUGAGCAAGUUGUAGAACCCAGCAACCAAAUAAAGUGCCUGCUUAUGGGUUUGCCAACUCUUCAUGAUAGGAAAACGUGUAUACCAUUGGAAGUUCAGCUCCUCGAGUCAGCUGAACUCCUGACUUUUAGCAGUUCCUUGCUUCAUGAUGGAGACCCAGCCUACCAGCAGUUAUUUUUAAACUGCCUUCUGCAGUCAUUGCAGCAGCUUCAUACAGGAGAUGUUAUGAUUUUGCCCGUACUUUCUUGUUUCACCAGAUUUAUGGCUGGUUUGAUCUUUGUACUCCACAGUUGUUUUAGAUACAUCACAUUUUCUUGUCCCACAUCCUCUGAGCCCCUGAGAACCUGUGCCGUCCUGCUCUGUGUUGGUUAUCAGGACCUUCCAAAUCCAGUUUUCCAGUAUCUGCAGAAUGUGAAUGCAGUGUUGAGCACUCUGCUUAACUCUGAUGCACCACAGCAGAUCUUGCAGUUCUUACCAAUGGAGCUGCUCCUUAAGGGUGCACUGCUUGAUUUUUUGUGGGAUCUGAAUGCUGCCAUUGCUAAAAGGCAUUUGCAUUUGAUUAUUCAAGGAGAGAAAGAAGAAAUCAUCAAUAGCCUUAACUUUUGAAAUUGAACAUAUCCUUUCUAAGAUUCGACUUUAUGACUUACAGUUUUCCAUGUUAAUGCAUCCUUAUGUUUUAUUAAUUUAAAAUAUUUGAGUUUGGCGAAAGACCAACUUCUGCAUUCAUUCAAAGUCUCACUAAUUCUGAAAAACUAUCAGCUAGUUCUGAUCUCUAGGAUAUAUGCACCCAUCGGCAUAGAGUUCUUCCAUGUGGUAGAAUCUAUAUGCUGUUAAUAUUAACCUCAGACAUGAGAUGUGUUUAUGUCCUUGGAGUGGACAUACCCAUUUUUUCACAUGCAGUUUAGUUUGUUUUAUUUAUCUACUUUAGAUUUGCACCUGUGUGUCUUCAUUUAGAUUGACCCCCCUCCCCUCCAACUAAUUUCCUUUCCUUGGCCAGUGUUGUUAAUGAAUUGAUACAGGUCAUUAAAGAAAGGAGAAGGACCGACUCCCUGGCAAUACUGGUCUCCUUUGACAUGUAACAUAUUUAAAUAACUUAGAGAUUUCAGGAAACUCAUCUUGCCAGAUUCUUGGUAAGCGCCAUUCAUUGCCUUUAGGCCAGUGACCUAAUUUUCUUUCAUGGUCCAUGAAACUAGUGUGCUGUCUUAUGAAUAUUUUACUAACCACAACCAUUGAACUAAAAAAGAUAAUAGGACAGCUUCAAACCAAAGAUCAUGUUUAAAACAGUGAAAAAUUUUUGUGUCUAAUACACUUUUCUAUCAUGAGAAGCAUUUAGGGAUGGUGUGGGGGACCAGCAGUUGGCAUAAUGGCUAUUUUGCUGGACUCCCAUGUGGUUGACUAUGGUUCUAGCCCCGGACCUGGUGGCUUAAACUCAUGCCAGGCACGUGUGCGUGCGUGCCCAAGAU